CCGGAUGAUAGCUCUGAUUGGCCAAACACUCCAACAAUCACCAACUGGGCCCGCCUCUUCCCGGAAGCUGACUGUCAGCUGAUUUGUUUUUAUUGACAACGGUGACGUUACAUUAUCGGUAAAUAUCCUGAACACAAAAGCUCAUCCCUUCGUCUUUCCCCCUUUUCUCUCUACAUAUCUUUCCUCCGCGUACCCCGGUAUGGACGAAACUAGUCCGUUGGUUUCCCCGCUACGGGACUCCAACGACUUCGGCUUCUGCCCCACCGAGCCCACCAGUCCCCGGGGCGGAUUUGGAGGCACGCCGGGCUCGGUGGUUCGCAUCCCGGCAGGGAGUCCGGAGCGCAGCCGGGAGAGACAGCCGUUGUUGGACCGGGACCGAGGAGGUUCACCACGGGACCCGCAUAGAAAUGACUUUUCGGAGGAUCCCGAGUUUCGAGAGAUCAUCCGCAAGGCGGAACGCGCCAUCGACGAAGGGAUCUAUCCGGAGAGAAUCUACCAGGGAUCCAGCGGCAGCUACUUUGUCAAAGAUUCACAAGGGAAGAUCAUCGGUGUGUUCAAGCCUAAGAACGAGGAGCCUUAUGGUCAGCUGAACCCAAAGUGGACCAAGUGGCUCCAGAAGCUGUGUUGUCCCUGCUGUUUUGGACGGGACUGUCUGGUCCUGAACCAGGGUUAUCUGUCUGAGGCUGGGGCCAGUCUGGUGGACCAGAAACUAGAGCUUAACAUAGUACCCAGGACCAAGGUUGUGUACCUGGCCAGUGAGACGUUUAACUAUAACGCUAUAGACCGGGUCAAGUCCAGGGGUAAGAGGCUGGCUCUGGAGAAGGUACCCAAAGUGGGACAACACUUCCACAGGAUCGGCCUGCCUCCCAAGUUGGGUUCGUUCCAGAUCUUCGUUGAGGGCUUUAAGGAUGCAGACUUCUGGCUGCGGAGGUUUGAGGCAGACCCCUUGCCAGAGAACACCAACAGACAGAUGCAACUACAGUUUGAGAGGCUGGUGGUCCUCGAUUACAUCAUCAGGAACACAGAUCGGGGAAACGAUAACUGGCUUCUAAAAUAUGACUGUCCCAUGGACCAGGGGAACCGGGACACAGACUGGGUAGUAGUGAAGGAUCCUAUCAUCCAACUAGCUGCUAUAGACAACGGACUGGCCUUCCCUCUCAAACACCCCGACUCCUGGAGAGCCUACCCGUUCUACUGGGCGUGGCUGUCCCAAGCCAAGGUUCCGUUCUCCCAGGAGAUAAGAGAGCUGGUUCUUCCCAAACUGGCUGAUCCCAACUUUAUCAAAGAUCUGGAGGAAGACCUGUACGAACUGUUUAAGAAAGACCCAGGCUUCGACAGAGGGCAGUUCCACAGGCAGAUAGCUGUUAUGAGAGGACAGAUCCUGAACCUCAGCCAGGCUCUGAAGAACAGUAAGACCCCCCUCCAGCUGGUCCAGAUGCCUCCAGUUAUAGUAGAAACAGCCAGAGCACCACAGAGGGCCAACAGUGAGUCUUACACACAGAGCUUCCAGAGCAGGAGACCCUUCUUCACCCGGUGGUAGAGGAGGAGGAGUGUGCAAGUGUGUACGUCAAAUGUAUGUGUUUAAAGGGCAAACGAGUGAGGAGUCUCUCCUACCCCCGCCCUCUCCGCCCUCUCCUACCCCCAAUGGACACAGACGGUAUUGAGAAUGACUGAGGAAGACGAGGAGGACUGAGGACAAAAGGAAGAGAACGCAUAUCCCUCCGUCUGUUUGUCUCUGUGCCUUGUGUGGAUGUCAAAGAUGAUGAUGAUGAUAUCUUCCUAUAAGGAAUGGAGUCUAUAUGAUGGGCUUAGUAAACUCCCUUUCUAUGGAGGUGCACACAGUGUAUGUCCCAAAAGGAGCCCUACUCCCUAGUGCACUACUUUUGACCAGGGCCCAUAGGGUUCCAUCUGGGAGACAGACACUUAACUCAGCCACUGCAGUUUUAAAGCCUCUCUCUCUCUCUCUCUCUUCCCCCCCGGUUUGGUUGAGAGGUGCUGUUGCAUUCCUUAUGACGGCCACUCUGUGGACAGCAGCAGCCAUGCGGACUCAUUGCUCUCAUGGCUCUCUACUGCCCCCUUUGUCUUGGGAUGAGGAACUGCAAGGUACUGCAGCGCGUUGGAAGUUUUAGGGGGCCACAUUUGGAGAAACGACUACUUUUCCCCUCUUUCUGAAAAUAACAGGGGAAAAGUAGAUCAGAUUUUCCUCUCCGCCAUUCUGUAGUCCAAUACAUGUACGAUGUCUCCCAUCGCUUCUGUCUACUUUGAUUUCUGGUAAUUCGUUUUAUAAUUUUUCAUUCUUGUGGGAGAAAGAUGGACAUGUUUUUUUUGAAAACACACUAUCAGGACUUCCUGUUGCCACAGAUUCUAACUGACCUGAAAUGUAUUGUGACAUUUGCACUGUAUAAUUUGCCUGUAAUAUAUUUAAUGAAAGACUAUAACAGAACUGUAUUACAUUAAUA
Molecule: messenger RNA, 2459 nt
Organism: Oncorhynchus kisutch (coho salmon)
Lineage: Eukaryota; Metazoa; Chordata; Actinopteri; Salmoniformes; Salmonidae
Product: phosphatidylinositol 4-kinase type 2-alpha
Exons: 9
Coding region: 200-1540 (446 amino acids)
Biological process (GO): endosome organization; Golgi organization; phosphatidylinositol phosphate biosynthetic process
Cellular component (GO): endosome; lysosomal membrane; plasma membrane
Molecular function (GO): 1-phosphatidylinositol 4-kinase activity
Source: RefSeq, a predicted model, not a curated record